Molecule: messenger RNA, 1691 nt
Organism: Symbiodinium pilosum
Lineage: Eukaryota; Dinophyceae; Suessiales; Symbiodiniaceae
Source: the annotation of a GenBank genome assembly
GUGUCAAAGCUUGGCAGUUGCACUUUGCCAGAGCCCUUUCUGAUGCAGCCACAUAUGCCGCUUACCAGCGGGAUCCGCUUGAGGAAGUUAACCGAAAGAACGUGCAGCUCCGUCUCCUUUUAAAAGUUACUCCCUGGCCCAGGCUACAGGAUUUCAAGCUACAGGAGGCGGUCUAUACGCUGCCACAUUCAGGCAGAAAGCAAUUGGUAGAGAUGUCUGUGGUGGAGGCAAGCAAGCUUCAGUAUUUGGCUGGCUUCUUUGAUGGUGAUGGGCAUGUCGGUUGCGAGGCUAACUUGUCUAGCCCUUACUUGCAUGUCUCGCAAUCCUUCGACAAGCCUGCAAUCCUCAUGUUGUUUUGCGAAGUCUUUGGCGGCAGCAUCUUUGUGGAGUCGCAUGGGCUGGGCUUGCAGAAGCCUGUGCUGGCAUGGAGAGUAAGUGGCAGUAUGGCACGACGCGGAGCUCACCUGUUGGCAAAUUAUAGCAGCGGCAAGAGAAAGCAGCUCCAGCUGGCGGCUGCUUGGCCACAGGGCAAGUCCUGCAGAGAGGGCGCUAAGGCACAGCUGCAGAAGCUAAAGAAGUACGACUCAGCUGUACCUCGUGCAUGCACUUGGGAGUACUGCGCUGGGCUUUUCGAUGCUGAUGGCCACAUACAGCAAAAGGCUGGGACAACAGCGCUUGGACUACAUGUUUUUCAGAAAUUUGACACAAUGCUAGACAGCGUCCGCGCGUUCUGGGCAAGCGCCUUGAAUGUGGUACCACGCAUUUGCAAAGAAGGCACCAGGCCCUGUUUUCGGCUGAGUAUGUACGGCACAGGCAGUUGCAAGCGUGGACUGCAAGAAAUGCUGCAGGCAGGGUUGCUUUGCAAAGCUGAACAGGCAGAGCUGGCUAUUGGCUUAAGGAGCGAAAACGCAGCUGAAGUCCGUGCACGGCUCGGGCAGAUGACAGGAAAUCAGCAAUUUGGGAAGAGGCUUGAUGAGGCUGGCCUACUGAGAGCGCAUAGAAUUGUUGCUUUGCGAAGGCAAGCUUUGUACUGGAAAGACAAGGGGAAGCUGCAUCACGUGGAAGCCAGGCUGGAGGAGAUCGAGAGGUUGAAGGGUCAGCACAAGUUGCUGAAUGCACGACACGAGAACGAGCAGUUGCUUCAAUACCACCAGAUGCUCGUGGCGUUGUUCUGCUCCGAGUACAAUCAGGGUUGCAACGGCGGAUAUGCCUUCCUUGCUUCCAGAUGGGCGCAGGACGUGGGCUUAGUACCGAAGAACUGCAGUCACUACGACCCAGAGAAGCUGAUCGGUAGCUGCGAGCUGAAGUGUGACGUGGCCACGCUGCAGAAGACCUGGCGCGCGACCAACCACCACUAUGUGGGCGGCUACUAUGGCGCUGCUUCGGAGGAGGCGAUGAAGCAGGAAUUGGUGGAGCGAGGGCCCUUAGUCGUGUCCUUUGAGCCUCAGAGUGACAUUAUGUACUACACCCGCGGGAUCUACACCAGUGCUCCCCAUCAGCGCAGCGAGUGGGAGCCCGUGGACCAUGCCGUGCUCUUGGUUGGCUACGGCUCGGACCAGGGCAGGAAGUAUUGGAUAUUGCAGAAUUCGUGGGGCAAAGACUGGGGUGAGGAUGGCUACAUUCGAAUGCUCCGCGGGCAGGAUGAGAGUGGCGUUGAGUCAAUCGUUGUCGGCGCGGAUGUCGUUGAGGAG